ACGACUCAUCAUCCCUAAUCACAGUGUUUGUCUCAACUGAUAGCAGAAUGGCGAAGCCGAAGAUUACAUUAUAUGUGGAUAUCGUGUCCCCGUUUGCGUACUUGGGGUUUUAUGCGCUGCAGAACUUCCCAGUCUUCCGGCAAUGCGAAAUCACUUACAUCCCCAUCUUCCUUGGCGGGUUGAUGAAGUCUUGCGGUAACACGGCGCCCAUCAACGUGAAGAACAAGGAUAAAUGGAUAAACCUCGAGCGAUCCCGCUGGUGCCGACAGUUCAACAUCCCAAUAUCAGAGAACCCACCCCCUGGCUUCCCUAUCAAUACCAUUCUGAUCCAACGCACUCUGACGGCGCUAUCUGUCUCUCAUCCCGAGCUCAUCCCAACCGCUAUCUCGGCGCUGUACCAGUCUUAUUGGGUCAAGUUUGACCACCCUGAGAAACCGGAGAACCUCCUUCGUAUUCUAAGCGGUGCUAUUGGGGAGGCGGCGGCAAAAGAGGCCGUCGAGAAGAGCGGGAGUAAGGAAGUGAAAGACGCGCUGAUAAAGCGGACGGAGGAGUCGUUUUCUCAGGGAGCUUUUGGUUUGCCCUGGUUUAUAGUGACGAAUUCCAAAGGAGAGACAGAGUCCUUCUGGGGAUUUGAUCAUCUCGGGCAGGUCAUUGAUCACCUGGGACUCGCGAAACCAACUGAUGGUGGUUGGAAGGCUAUGCUUUAGGGAUUCGCGGAAUUGCAGCAUUUUCAAUAAAAAACUCAAUCUUACAUCAGGAAGUGUAUAUAGGUGUG
Molecule: messenger RNA, 775 nt
Organism: Mytilinidion resinicola
Lineage: Eukaryota; Fungi; Ascomycota; Dothideomycetes; Mytilinidiales; Mytilinidiaceae
Product: HCCA isomerase/glutathione S-transferase kappa
Exons: 5
Coding region: 48-707 (219 amino acids)
Biological process (GO): glutathione metabolic process
Cellular component (GO): mitochondrion; peroxisome
Molecular function (GO): glutathione peroxidase activity; glutathione transferase activity
Source: RefSeq, a predicted model, not a curated record